UCUCCAUCCGUCGCUCAACUUUCUCAAGAUUCCCUUCAACGGUUCUCGGCGGACUACACCACGCUGGCGACUCACGCUGUUUUUGGACGACCGUCAACCACCCCGUCCGACAAUCUUUUUCACUAAUUAACAGUACAGUUUAUGCGACUUUGAACGUGUGAUCCUGGAAAAGUGCCUUUUAUCGAGUAAUUCGUUUUUAUCUAUUGAACAAGUGAGUGAAGUUUGCGAGUUGUUUAUUCUUUUUGAACAUACAGAUCUACGAUGUCUACUGUUGUGAUGUCCAGCUCAACGCUAUAUGAUUUUGGGGAUAUGUUAUACAAGGGUCACCCAGAAGGCCCCAACAACAAGAACAGCAAUAGCAACAACGCCAACAACAACAAUAACAACGUGACCAACAACAACCACACGAACAACAACAACCACCAGCACCACCACAGCUCUAGCGGGGGCGGGGGCCAGCACUCGCAGCGCGGCUCGCCCUCUUCGCCGGGCGCGAUGGGCGUGGCGGCGGCCACCAACCUCAACUCUGCGGCGGCGCUGCAGCAGAAGGAAUAUGUGCAAUGUGAGAGGCUGUUACAUUUGCAAUGCAUUAAGGAUUUUCCAUAUUUCCAAGCCAGUUGCCUCGACCUUUGGCAAAAUUAUGUUAAUUUUUAUACGUACAAGAUAUGA
This is a messenger RNA of Gryllus bimaculatus (two-spotted cricket), 669 nucleotides long. The record is from the annotation of a GenBank genome assembly. NCBI's taxonomy places the organism in Eukaryota, Metazoa, Arthropoda, Insecta, Orthoptera, Gryllidae.